AUGGCACCGCUCAACGAUGACGAAGUUCUUACGGAGAUGAACAAGAUGGUGGCCUUCAUCAAGCAGGAGGCGAUGGAGAAAGCCCGUGAAAUCAAGGUUAAGGCGGACGAGGAGUUCGCUAUCGAGAAGGCAAAACUCGUAAAGCAAGAGCAACAAGCUAUUGAUGCGCAAUACGAUAAGAAGCGCAAGGGCGCUGAGACAGCUCAGAAGAUUGCCCAAUCUACGCUCACGAACAAGGCCCGCUUGAAGCUCCUGCAUCGCCGGGAAGAGCACCUUCAGGAUCUGUUUUCCGGUGCACGCGAGGAGAUCGCCAAACUUGCAGCGGAUGACGCCCGUUAUGUGCAGUUCCUUGAAGGGAUCACCUUACAGGCCCUCCUGCAGAUCCUGGAACCCGCAGCGACAGUGCACGUGCGCGCAAAGGACGUAGAGCUAUUUAAGGGGACAUUGGAUAGCUUGAAGAAGCAGUACUCGGAGAUUGGCGCUGGGCGGGAGGUGGAUGUGCAGAUAGAGGGCUCAUUAAGCGACGACCUUGCUGGCGGCGUCGUCGUUGUAAACGCAACAAAGCGCAUUACCAUUGACAACACCCUGGAUGAGCGCCUACGUCUACUCGAGGACCGCAUGUUGCCUGAGAUUCGCUAUGAUCUAUUUGGCCCGAACGAGAAUCGUAAAUUCUUCACGUAG
This is a messenger RNA of Peniophora sp. CBMAI 1063, 681 nucleotides long. The record is from the annotation of a GenBank genome assembly. Lineage: Eukaryota; Fungi; Basidiomycota; Agaricomycetes; Russulales; Peniophoraceae.